ACACACACAUAAAAUUAUAUAUAUAUAUUAUAGUCGUUUUUGGUUUCUGCAAGGUUGCAAUUUUGCCUCAGGCCUGUGUACAAGCGUAGUUUACUAACAUGUGAAGGAGUUCGAAGGAGUUGCGCCUGACAGGCAAUGUUUGCAUACUUUCAAUAUCAUUCGAUUCAUUCGCAUACAGACACUUGUGCCUUUAGGGCUCAAAUGUGUGUUCAAACAUGUGAAUUUUGAUUGCAGAAAACUGAACUGGUUUUAGUAAAUAUCCUGAAGGGAACUUCUGAACAUCUGAAUGGAUUUUGGGAAAAUUGACCUCCACUUUGAAGAUACGCUCACUGAAGGUGACAAAGUGACUUAUGAGGUAGAGGUCGAAGAACGAACUCAAAAACCAAAAGCUGCAUCUUGGAGCGUGAUCUCAGCAACUGCUGGCGCCAAUUUGCUUACCUUGAGCGGCAAUCCAUAUGGUGCGUAUGGUGUGGUAGUGGGUGGCUAUGGGCCAACUUCCAUCAUCACCAGCUUGGAUCGCGUCUCCCCAUACGGGGUUCCAGGAGCCGGCGGGUCUGAAGGCUCUGUUCAAGCUGGUCGGGCUGGUUCAGGCGCCGUGGCGGUGCUGCCCGCUCCUGCAUUGGCAGUGCCGCCAACACUGCUGCCUGGCCUAGCCAAUACCCAGAUGCUGUCAGCGCCAGGGCUGGCAACAAGAUUGCAAAUGGUCGCGCCUGGAGCUGCAGCAGCCCCAUUCGGUUUGCCAGCGGGCUGGGAGAUGACGACCGACCCGGCCAGCGGAAAGCUCUACUACUUCAACCGGGCUACUCAGGAAUCUAGCUGGACUGUUCCAACCUAGCCAUGCCCACAAAAA
Cladocopium goreaui is the source of this 850-nucleotide messenger RNA. NCBI's taxonomy places the organism in Eukaryota, Dinophyceae, Suessiales, Symbiodiniaceae. The record is from the annotation of a GenBank genome assembly.